This is a messenger RNA of Gallus gallus (chicken), 1513 nucleotides long. RefSeq names its product phosphatidylinositol glycan anchor biosynthesis class L (gene PIGL). Gene Ontology annotation, biological process: GPI anchor biosynthetic process. Lineage: Eukaryota; Metazoa; Chordata; Aves; Galliformes; Phasianidae. Gene Ontology annotation, molecular function: N-acetylglucosaminylphosphatidylinositol deacetylase activity. The transcript has 8 exons. Gene Ontology annotation, cellular component: endoplasmic reticulum. Bases 371 to 1042 code for a protein of 223 amino acids. The record is from RefSeq and is a predicted model, not a curated record.
GCGCGGGGGGGGCGGCGGCCGCCAUGAGGCGCGCAGCGGCGUUGCCGCUGAGGCGGUGUCACGGAUCGAGCGCGAGGGAACCCCUCACGUACACACCGCCCCUCGGCCGCGAGAAGGCGAAUGGGCUGAGGUGAAAAAUGGUAAAUAACGGCCGCUGAGGCGCCAGGCGGCGGCUGAGGGGCGGAGCGCGGCCCCUCAGAGCUGUGUGGGGGUCCCGGCGGUUGGCGCGCCUCUGCCUCUCGUUCUGAAAUACUAGGUUUUAAAUCGCCGCUGCCUCGGUUUUUUUCCCCCCUUUCCUCCUGAAUGAGGAAAAUGAGCACUGUCCCCUGUAGAGCCGCGUUACGCUCCGCUGGUGCCGACAGCUUUUUCCAUGAGCCGCGCUCAGGACAGCUGCACAGACCUGCGCACGGCACAGCCUGCCUCUGGAGAUGCUCCUCGCCCCGCUCUCACUUCGCCCACGUGUGUUCCACAGCCACACGGAGGAAACUAUUACAAUCAAGGAGAGAUUCGUAAGAAAGAACUGGAACAAAGUUGUUGUCUGCUGGGGGUUCCUGCAUCCAGUGUAACAGUUGUUGAUCACAGGGAUCUUCCGGACAAUCCUUCCAUUCAAUGGGACACACAGCUCCUUGCCUCCUUUGUACUGAAGCAUAUAGAAGCCAACAACAUCAACCUGGUGGUAACUUUUGAUGCGGGAGGAGUGAGUGGUCAUGCUAACCACAUCUCUCUUUACACUGCUUUAAGGUACCUGCAUUCAGAGAGGAAGUUACCUGAAGGGUGCCGUGUGCUUGUCCUUGAGUCAGUAAAUCUCCUGCGGAAGUACAUCUCCAUCCUGGAUGUGUUCCUUUCCUGCCUUCUGCCCAGAGAUGCCCUCUUCAUACUCACAGAGGAGGAGACUGAGCAAGCCAGGAGAGCCAUGCAGUGUCAUUGCAGCCAGCUCCUCUGGUUUCGCCGCAUCUAUAUGCUUUUCUCACGUUAUGUGGUGAUCAAUUCACUCCACCUUUUAGAAAAGACAACGCUUACAACUCCGGGAGUAAAAGAAUGAGACAAAAAAAGACUGCCAGGACAACCACUAAAGAAAUCCCAACUGUUAGACACUCAAGAGGACAGGAUUCUCUCUGUGUAGUGUUCUUUCAGACUACAAAAAGCAGGUUGUAUAUAAACUUUCUCCUGAAUCUUGUUGCCUGAUACAUUAAGAUGAAGUGGGUUUAACAGCUGCUCUAUUUUUUCACUGUAGAAGCUUAAAUAAGAUAUGAAAAUUGAAUUAGCCUAAUUAGGAGUCAAAAGAAGGAGUACUCUGUGUUAAAGAAGAUAUGGCACCAACUAUUUUUCCUCUGGAAGACACAGUUAUGAAGACAGCUUUGGAACUCUAUCUCUGGGUACUUUUGUGAAAUCCAAAUAUGAGGAGUGACUUUUAUAAGACCGUUCUAUCUUCACAGAUAAAACCAGAACCACAGGACCUGUCUUACUCAGAACUCUAAAAAGCCGAAGCUUAUGAAUAAAGCAUCAGAAAGUA